This is a messenger RNA of Microthlaspi erraticum, 282 nucleotides long. Lineage: Eukaryota; Viridiplantae; Streptophyta; Magnoliopsida; Brassicales; Brassicaceae. The record is from the annotation of a GenBank genome assembly.
AUGGACCGCACAAAGACAAUGGCUGAUGUCUACGGUGUGUUCUAUGAUUUUUCUUGCAUGCUGAAAGCAAAGGUAGACAAGAACAAUCCAAAUGCUAGUAAGACACUAAACCGUCUUGAAGCGAUUCAGAAUGUAUGUAGAGAGGGCGGAGUCCUUCACAAGAGAAAACCUUAUGUUAACGAUGAAGCGCAAUCAACCGCUCUCUUUGUAAGCUACAUGUUGCAGAUUGUAAUGCUGUUGCCACUUCUGGCCUUAGUCUUCGUGUAUCUCAGAGCAAACUGA